AUGAUUCGGAAAAGCAAUUCCGUCACUGCGCGUAGUCAACCGCGGAGGCUGUCGUCCUCGACUAGGAGUCAGAAGUCGGAGAGGAGAACAUCAUUCGGUUCGAUGGACUACCGGGCGACCACUCUCGAGCCACAUCAUAUCAUCGUCGAAGACCAACAGAUGGACGAUGAGAGAUGGAGCCGUUUAGCUUUCGCCCUCGGAAUGCCAUACAGCGAUACCCGCCGAUCUAGCCCAGAAGCCACCAGGUUCGCGCAGCAGGUCAGAAGUAGAAGGACCAUCAGCAGCAAAGAAAUGACAAGCCUCCUACUACCACUCCUGGUGGCUGUGGCCAAGGACCACAAGAUGAUGAAGUGCAGAACGGAUGCCCUGUUCCACCGGGACGGCAUUCCAGACGACGUCCCCGAUUAUGAGGUCGAGGAAGGAUGGAAGAUGCAAUUGCCAACUCCCAAGCCUACCAUCACCUUAGGCUACUCGAGUGGAGCAUUCAACAGCCAUCAAUUGGAGCUACAACACGGCAUCAUUUCCAACAACCGAGGCGAACCGUGUGACCUCCACAAGCUUUCCCAGCCGGUGCCAGAUGUGUACUGGCCGUUCUUUAUCAUAGAAGCUCUUGACGAUUCCAUGCUGGCGGCUCGGAAUGCAUGCGCCGGUUCUGCAGCAACGUGCAACAACGCACUGAUGGUCUUUGCCGGAGCGGCGCAAGAGCCGAUGAAGGCCUACCAUGACAUGAACUUUCUGUGGAAUUUGAGCAAAGCGGCGCAGUCAUUCUCCCUCGCCAUCAACGGCAAAACCGCCUGCCUUAACACACACAACUCCGAGGGCUGCCUACCUCAUGCCGUCGGCGUCAUCAGGACAUACCGACUCGACGACGAACAAGAGGUCGAGGCCAUGGCGGCGCGCAUCGGCAGCAUCUUUGUGUGGGCCGAGAACUGCAGGCUUCAGUGGAUCAGCGACCUGUUGGGCCAUUUUGACAGACGCGUACAGCUUUGCAAGGACACCAUGGCCAAGAACGGCGUUUCAUACGACCCAACCGAACUCGCCAAUUUUGGCGUCGUCCCCAAGACAAGGAGGAGUAUCAUCAAGAGUGUAAUAGCCGAGAGUUUGCCUCGAUGGGCGUGGCCACUUUGA
Molecule: messenger RNA, 1128 nt
Organism: Cladophialophora yegresii CBS 114405
Lineage: Eukaryota; Fungi; Ascomycota; Eurotiomycetes; Chaetothyriales; Herpotrichiellaceae
Exons: 1
Coding region: 1-1128 (375 amino acids)
Source: RefSeq, a predicted model, not a curated record